Emericellopsis atlantica is the source of this 1615-nucleotide messenger RNA. RefSeq names its product Alpha/Beta hydrolase protein. Bases 220 to 1443 code for a protein of 407 amino acids. Gene Ontology annotation, biological process: epoxide metabolic process. Gene Ontology annotation, molecular function: epoxide hydrolase activity. Lineage: Eukaryota; Fungi; Ascomycota; Sordariomycetes; Hypocreales; Bionectriaceae. The transcript is spliced from 4 exons. The record is from RefSeq and is a predicted model, not a curated record.
GCCCUUUGGGAGACAUCUGCAUCAUGAUGAUCUGCCGUUCAACAACCAAGCUAACCACAUCCUCCUGUUGGCAAAGGCCUGUUGAUUUAUAAUCCCGUCGAGAUUUGACACAUUGUCUCGGCCUGAACCAGAGCAUUCCUGAAACUAGGACAGCUUGAACGAUUCAGCGGAAUCAUCUCCUGAACACACAACCUGUGCACUCACGAUCAAGUGUACAUCAUGGCUGACAUCAGCAAAUACACCAUCAACGUACCCGCAGAAAAGCUCAAGCUGCUCAGCGACAGACUAGCCUUAGCAACGUUCCCGACUACCGUCGAUUUCAGCGACGACUGGAACUACGGCGUUCCUCUGAAGGAUAUCAAGCGACUGGCUCAUCAUUGGGCCAAUGGCUUUGACUGGAGAGCUCAGGAGGCCAAACUGAACAAGCUGCCGCAAUUCUCAACCAAGGUCGAUGUUGAUGGAUUUGGCACGCUGAACAUACACUUUGUUCACCAACGCAGCCACAGAGAGAACAGUAUCCCUUUGCUGUUUUGCCAUGGUUGGCCUGGGAGCUUUCUAGAAGUGAUCAAGAUACUGCCAUUGCUCACGCAGAAUAACGAUGGGCAGUCGUUUCAUGUCGUUGCACCCUCGCUACCGAAUUAUGGCUUUUCGGACGGCGUCAGCAAGCCAGGUUUCGGAAUGCCUCAAUACGCUGAGGCCAUGCAUAAGGUCAUGCUCAAUCUCGGCUACACCCAGUACGUGACUCAGGGAGGUGAUUGGGGCUUUGCCGUCACCCGUAUGAUGGGCAUAUUGUAUCCCCAGAAUGUGCUGGCAUCACACUUGAACAUGAUUCGCAUCAAGGCGCCGAGACUGACUUCGGCGCCUGCUGGGGUCGCGAACGACGAACAAUCUUAUACCGAAGAAGAAAAAGCUGGCCUGGAGCGAUCGAAAUGGUUCGAAAAAGAAGGGUUCGGAUAUAAUCUUUUGCAGUCAACGAAGCCAUCUACGAUUGGCAUGGCUUUGACCGACUCACCCAUUGCGCUUCUGAGCUGGAUAUAUGAGAAGCUGCACGACUGGACUGACGACUAUCCGUGGACCGAUGAUGAGAUCCUCACUUGGGUCUCUAUCUACCAAUUUUCCGUUGCUGGCCCUGCUGCCAGUGCUCGAAUCUACUACGAGAACACUCACGCCAGCCGAGGCCUCACUACGAAAAUCCUCGAGUACAACGGAGCGACAAAGCUAGGCCUCUCGUAUUUUCCCCGUGAUAUUAUUGUGCUGCCAUCGGCCUGGGGGCGUACGCUCGGGCCUGUUGUAUUCGAAGUGAGACACGACAGGGGAGGACAUUUCGCAGCUCACGAAACACCGGAACUUUUGGUGAAGGAUUUGAGGCAGAUGUUUGGGGAACGCGGGGGCGCUCACGAUGUCAUAAAGACCAUCUUGGCGAAGGGUGACAGCCGACUUUGAUCGAAUGUGUUGUGAGUCGCGACGAGGUUUGUGUGGGAGCUGGUUGUAGUCGGAUGUACCGUUGAGUCUCCUUCCAGGGUUUCCCUGUCGCGAGGGAAGUUAUUUUAGGAAUACACGAAAUAUUGUUAUGCCUAGACUAUCGGGAAGAUAUCAUUGCGCACUAAUUACUUCU